GAGGCGCCCUUUGUGAUGACAGAAACGGACAGCGAGGGGAAGACAACCUACACGGGGCUGGCGAUGGACGUGCUGAAGAAGGUGGCGGAGAAGGCGGCGUUCGGCUACAACAUCAAACUGGUCAACCACGAUUCGUACGGCUACCAGGACUACACGGGCAAAUGGAAAGGGCUCAUUUCGGAGCUGGGACUGAAUGCAGAUAUAGCUGUAGGACCAAUUCCAAAAUCUGUGAAAGCUGAAGGCAAUGAAAUUGUUGACUUUACGCGACCAUAUAUGUCCAGUGGUAUCAGCUUGCUCAUUAAGUACCCACCUGAAACCACGCGAGGAAUCGGUCUAAUGCUGGAACCCUUCAGCACAGAAGUCUGGAUCAUGAUCUGCCUGGCCUUCAUUGUCAUCAGCCUCGCCUUAUUUUUGAUUGGCCGCUUCAGCCCUUUUGAAUGGUCCCGGGUCUCCAGAGAAAAAGAUGUGCGUAUGGCGCGGUCAAGCUUUGGGCUGAAAAACAGUUUUCUGUUUGCUGCUAGCACUCUUGGCUGGCAAGGGUAUCGUGAAGCUCCGCGUUCCAUCUCAGGGCGCAUACUCAUGUGCAUGUGGUUCAUGUUCACCGUGUUUGUCAUCGUGGCCUACACGGCGUGUCUGUGUGCUAUUCUCACAACACGGGCAGAGUCGUCACCCCAACAGCUGCCUUUCUCAAACUACGAAGACAUUGUGGAGAGCAAGCAAGUCAAGCUCGGAGCUUUAAAAUACAAUCACAUCUACCGGAUAUUUAAAGAAAGCAAGAUGGCACACAACAAUAUUUUUGCCCAACUUUACACGUACAUUGAUGACUCACAAGAGUGGAUUCAACAGACCAGUGAAGGUAUACAAAGGGUUAAGGAUUCAGGUGGUAAAUAUGCAAUGCUUAUGGAGACAGUGAAAGCUGAUUACAUAACUGCUACAAACUGUGACUUGAUCACAUAUGGAGAAAAAAUAUCACCUUUUGGGUAUUCUUUUGCUGUAAACAAAAACUCUCCUUUAUUGGAAAGAAUGAAUCUUGCCAUUCUUGAACUUCAAGAAGACAGCUCAAUAAUUGAUCUCUUUGACAAGUAUUUUGUGAAACGACAAGUUUGCCCCAAGUACGACAAGAGCAAGCUUGUCCCCCAGAAGGGGGGCGGCACCCACAGAAAGGUCUCCAGCAUGGAUAUGAAAGACAUGGCUAUCCCAUUCCUCUUCCUGUUCCUGGGGGUCCUCGGUGCCGGCGGGGCUUUAGGUGCUGAGAUAUACUACAAGAAGUGGCUGGCGACGAGGGCUGACACAGACGACAAGGCCAAGAAGCCCCUCAACACAGAAAGUGGAACAACCAAAGCCCCAAAGACAAGCCCCCCACCUCCCCCCAUCUACAAAGUGAACAACAAACUCCAGGAGGAGGCGGAUAAAAAAGGCACAGCUGUCGUGGUCAUCACAGAAAACCCUGCAGCCGCAUCCGAAGAGGAGGCGGAUAGUGGAGGCAACAGCUUUGAAAUGGUCCCAUUGGAUGAUAAAGUAGAGGCAGACAGGGAAGGUGAUGCUCAGCAGAUAGAGGCAGGGGACAGCACUGCUGAGGUCAUAAAGGGGGACAAGUCGGCAGAUAAAGCAGAAGUGAUAAAUGAAAUUGCUUAAGUUUAACUUUUUCUUUCUCAUCUCUGGUAAAGGGUUAAACAGAUUGCAUAAAAAUUAUGAGCUUUUUAUGAAGGAACAAAAACAAGUUUCAUUUUUAAACUUGACUUAAAUAAUUAUUUUUUAAAAUUCAUUUAUAAUUGUAAUGUACAAACCAUCAAUUGUCAUUCAUUCACCAUUUACAUUUAUUUACUUGUAAUAUAAUCAUUUUUCAUUUAUCAUCUAGAAUAAAUCACUUUAUUAAAUCAAACUUAGGGCAACCUUAUUAUUCUAUGU
Physella acuta is the source of this 1908-nucleotide messenger RNA. Its product is annotated as glutamate receptor U1. Gene Ontology annotation, molecular function: signaling receptor activity; ligand-gated monoatomic ion channel activity. Gene Ontology annotation, cellular component: membrane. NCBI's taxonomy places the organism in Eukaryota, Metazoa, Mollusca, Gastropoda, Physidae. The record is from RefSeq and is a predicted model, not a curated record. Gene Ontology annotation, biological process: monoatomic ion transport.